This is a messenger RNA of Perca fluviatilis (European perch), 8610 nucleotides long. It is a transcript of the gene adgrg2a, whose product is annotated as adhesion G protein-coupled receptor G2a. Gene Ontology annotation, molecular function: G protein-coupled receptor activity. Gene Ontology annotation, cellular component: membrane. Lineage: Eukaryota; Metazoa; Chordata; Actinopteri; Perciformes; Percidae. Gene Ontology annotation, biological process: adenylate cyclase-activating G protein-coupled receptor signaling pathway; cell surface receptor signaling pathway. The record is from RefSeq and is a predicted model, not a curated record.
AACCUGAAUCCAACAUUCUAUACUUGAGGCUACCGUGUCAUUUUUGCCUGUUUUUAUAUUUUGCUGCAACACGCAUUCUUUUCUGUGGGCGCUCACAGUACGUACAACACACACACACACACACACACACACACACACACACACACACAAAUAGAACCGCCAGAUAAAGGCUAAUACCCUGUCCAGGAACUGUCUGGUCCUGCAUCCUGUAAUACCAGCUGCUGCCUUCCAGUCAUACUGAGAUAGAACAGACAGACAGACAGACAGAUAUUGUUUAUUAUUUCUUCCCUCCUCUUUCUCCUCUCUGGAGGAGUCUCAUUAUUCGGUCUACUGUCUCCUCGCAUUUCAAAAAUUCUGAUUUCCUGAACGCACCUCGACACACUCUCACGCACACACACAAACACCUAAUGCUACAGACGAUGCUCUUGUGUAAGUGACAGGUGGAUACUGGAGAUACGAGGGAGGGCAACUGAGCACAGAGAAGAGAAGAGAAGAGAAGAGAAGAGAAGAGAAGAGAAGAGAAGAGAAGAGAAGAGAAGAGGAAGCAACACGAGAAGAAAAACAGAGACAAGUUGUGAUACUUCAACGGUGGCAGUUUUUUGGACUCAUGAUUAACGGAUGAAUGAUAUUACGGGAACCAUGGAGAGACAUGUGAAAAUGUACAUGCAUUCACACUCGUAAACCUACAUAGACUCAGCAGAUGCUUUUGAAAAGCAUCAGAAGGAUGGAGGGCCUUUGCUUUGAAGGACGGUGGAGAUGGACACAUCAUUUCCUUCUUGUCAUCUGGCUUUCACUGAUGACAGCCACUCCACCCAAAGCACUUGGCUAUUUCCUGGGAGACACUAAGGCAGUAUUAAAUGGCUGUGAGGACCACUGGACCCUGCAGGACAGGGCCACCAUGCCGCUGCUCCUUCAGAUGACUUUAUGUGUUGACAUCCGUGUGGUAGUCCCCGGAGCUUGGGUGGCCUUCUCUUAUAGCUCGGUCCUUACACCCGGACCUGAGCUGGGCCUGGAGGGAGAUGAUGAGGCACUGUAUGGGUGGCUGCUAAGGGUCCGACACAAAUUUCCUAUGCAGCUGUCCCCAACACACUGGCAUAGAGUGUGUCUGAGGAGGGACGUAUCGCGCAACUCCUUUAGCCUGGAGGUUGAUGGGAAAAUGGUGGCAGAGAGGACAGUCAUCGCUCGGGCCAUCCCCCCAAACGGCUCCCUGUUUCUGGGCUGCCAACCCAGGGAUCGACCCCCCGGAGCCGUCCUCGGUCAAGUGGAGUUGUAUCUCUUCCGCAUGUGGGCAGACCAGGGCAACCAUGGCCUCUGCGAGGACGGCACUGUGAUUGGCUGGAACGCUCAGUCCUGGGGCUUGACCAGUCCCAGGGCCGCGCAGAGAGACCCAAACCUCCUGUGUGUUGACCGCAGACAGUUGAGCCGUGGGGCACGCGCUUACAGAAGCAUAACUACCGCACUCCCAACUGGAUAUGGACGGUCACUCUCACUUCCACUUGAAACGCCUUCAACAACAACAACAACAACUACCUUGAGUUCUGUCAUACCUACAUCUGUCAAACACAUGAGCAACCAGAUGUCUCAGGCUACAGUUUCAACACCCCGUGGUAGCACUACAGUCAACAGCAAUCAAACAGAGCCUCCAUCUGUCACACCAGCAUCAGCCAAUCACAGCACAGACACAGACAAAAAGCCAUCCAACUUCCAGAAUUCAUCUGUUACACCCUCAACAAAUGGGAUCCCACUAAGCAUACCGACCCCAGUCAACCAGACCACAGCCUCCAACGCAGCUUUGCCCUUUGCUGCUGUUCCUGUGUCUGGCGCCAGCUCGGCCUAUCAGAGGUCAGCCAGUACCCAGACUUCUCUAAUCACAUCUCUGCUUGUCAACCAAACCACGCCCGGAAGAACACUCACAUUGGGUUCCCCAUUAGUAAAUUGUGACAUCAGCCAACUCUGUUCCAAUACCAGUGUUUACUUUUGGAUGUCCAUAAGUGUGGAGGCCCAAGGUGACAAUAAGACUGAGCAAGAUGUCGUCAACUUGGUGUCAAAUACAUUUAGUUGCCAAAGUAAUGCAGCACAAGGAGUAACAGGCUUCAUAGAUUUCUGUCAGGGUGACAGACAACUUCAGGCAGUACAGGUGAACUGCAGUGCAAAAAGUAACAUAAGACAAACAACCUGCAAUGUGCUGUUGAAGCUCAGCCACGCUGUCUCAGUGUGUGAACUGCAGCGCGCAGGAGUCUCUGCACUGCAGCAAGCUGGUCACCAGCAAAUACAAGCCACAAUCAUAGGAGAGGUGGAGAGAGUCGGUCGAGAUGUUUGUGGGGAUGUGGAGCCCUCCAGUGGCGGAUUUGUGAGGUGUACAUCCACAUCCUCCCUGGAAGAAAUCUGUCAGGCAAACAAUCACUCCAAGCUUACAUGCUCCCUCAUAGAUCCCAACUCCAACGCAGCUCCACAACCUAAUAAAUCCUGCAGCAGUCAAGCGCCUCGCUUUUGUGACUGCACCGCUUUCUGUAAUUCUGCAAGCCAGUUUUUUGCCAUGAGAAUCAAUAUUAUCAGUGCCUCUUUUAAUGUUAACGCCCUAAAAGUACUGCUGUCUGGACUUAGUGCAGCCCGUGCCUGUAACACAAUGUCAGGGUCAGUGUGCCAAGAUAUUUCAAAGCUCUACCAGCAUGCUCAUCUGGAAUGCCACGGGACACCACAGAGGUUGUACAGCUGCAUGGUGAUACUGGAGAUGUCUGGACCUGUCAAUGGUUGCGCCCUAAAUAUUCUUCUGCAACAAGUCAUUGACAACAACAGUGGCAUAACAAGCGAAACGCCACUUACACGCAUGGUGGUUUGUGGUCCUCCUGGUUUGACUGUCAGUACUCUGUUGAUAUCCAACCUGACCUGGGUUGCCAGUGACCUGCUGACUGCCGAUGUGUGCCAACCUGACCCCACUCUGCUUAAAUGUGAAGCAAAUGAGAGCCUUGCUGUACUUCUGACUGACAGCUGCCCUCCGGAGCCUUCCACAACCAAGCAAAGCAUGACGCAACCUUCCAAUCUGACCAACAGCACUACAACUCCUAAAGCAUUAACACCAUCUGUGACCAACACUACGGCGGCUGAAAAUACUCCAACAGUUCAAAAGACAAACACGUCACAAGGAACAGCUCAGCCUAACAUGACUACUCCACUCACAACAAUUAACGGUACACAGUCCUCAACAGCACAGCCUGUCCUCCAAACCAGCUCACAAAACACGACUGUGACUGUCUAUAACAGUACAAUAGUACAAAACACAACUUCAUCUAAUAACACAACAUUGUUGACACCCACUGAAAAUACAACAAUGCAAAACACAACCGCAGCACACCAAAACACAACAUUAUCCUCUGUCAACUCAACACUACAAAUGGCUACUGCUCUUAUUGUUUCAAAGCUUAACACAACUACAUUGUCUCCAAAUCACACAGCAGAGUACAACGUAACAACAGUCGGCACAGUUAUACAUUCUAACAAUCACACAACAGUGUACAAUGUAACUACAGUGCCACAUUCAACCAAUCACACAACAGCACACAAUGUAACUACAAUUAGAUCUUCUCCAAAUGAUACAACCAUGUACAAUGUAACUAGAGUUGACACAGUUAUACAUUCUGCCAAUCACACAAUAAAGCACAAUGUAACUACGGUUAAACCUUCAAAUGAUACUACAGCAUACAAUGUAACUACAGUCGGUGCAUUUACACCUUCUACAAAUGAUACAACAUUGUACAAUGUAACUACAGUUCCACCUUCAACCAAUAACACAAAAGUGUACAAUGUAACUACAAAUACACCUUCUCUGAAUGGCACAACAGGAUACAAUAUAACUACACCCGGCAUAUUUACACCUUCUACCAAUCACACACCAGAGUACAAUGUAACUACACCCAGCAUAUUUACACCUUCUACCAAUCACACACCAGAGUACAAAGUAACUACACCCGGUAUAUUUACACCUUCUACCAAUCACACACCAGAGUACAAAGUAACUACACCCGGUAUAUUUACACCUUCUACCAAUCACACACCAGAGUACAAUAUAACUACACCCGGCAUAUUUACACCUUCUACCAAUCACACACCAGAGUACAAUAUAACUACACCCGGUAUAUUUACACCUUCUACCAAUCACACACCAGAGUACAAAGUAACUACACCCGGUAUAUUUACACCUUCUACCAAUCACACACCAGAGUACAAUGUAACUACACCCGGCAUAUUUACACCUUCUACCAAUCACACACCAGAGUACAAUAUAACUACACCCGGCAUAUUUACACCUUCUACCAAUCACACACCAGAGUACAAUGUAACUACACCCAGCAUAUUUACACCUUCUACCAAUCACACACCAGAGUACAAAGUAACUACACCCGGUAUAUUUACACCUUCUACCAAUCACACACCAGAGUACAAUGUAACUACACCCGGCAUAUUUACACCUUCUACCAAUCACACACCAGAGUACAAUGUAACUACACCCGGCAUAUUUACACCUUCUACCAAUCACACACCAGAGUACAAUCUAACUACACCCGGCAUAUUUACACCUUCUACCAAUCACACACCAGAGUACAAUGUAACUACACCCGGCAUAUUUACACCUUCUACCAAUCACACACCAGAGUACAAUCUAACUACACCCGGCAUAUUUACACCUUCUACCAAUCACACACCAGAGUACAAUGUAACUUCUGCCAGCAGCAACAGAAAAGAAAACAGUACAUUUACCACUAACACAACAGUUAGCACAUUUACGACUUCUCCCAAUCACACAGUAGUGUAUAAUGUAACUAUGGCAACCAAGAAUUACACAACACCCUCCGACAAUUACACAACAGAGUACAACAUAACCAUAGCUGACAGGAAUAUGAACUUACCCAAUGGUACAAUUACAAGUAACGCAACAAUAAGCACAUUUACAGCUUCUCCCAAUCACACAAUGGUGAACAAUGUCACUACGCUCUCUAGCAAUUACACAACACUUGAGAAUAUAAACACUACUACUGUUUCUCAAAACAAAACAGCCACAGAUAACGUAACCACUGCACCCAUCAGGGAAACACAACAGAACACAACGGCCCCUUAUAAAAACACAACAAUGUCUACCACUGUUAAACAAGUUGAUGGAACUCCUAACAAUGCAACAAACAAAAACUCAACUGCGGAAAAUGUGACGUCUGUUUUCGACAACACCACUAUACCUACAGUUGCUCCACUGAACAACCAGACAGGAAAUCACACCACAGGAGGAGUGACCCACACCGUCUCAACAACUAGCAAAGACAACAACUUCACCACAGCGGCCACUGUUGUCAGUACCGUUGUCAGUACCGUCGUCAAUGUCAAUCAAACCACAGGAAUCAGCUUUAACCUGAGCUCAACUGCAAGCAGUUUAACCACCGACUUCAACCUGACAACCAAAGGACCAGAAGUCAAUUUGACAACUACAGCAGCUAACGCUUCCCUUGAAGCUACAAAUUCCACCACAACUACUACAACUGUGCAUGGUACACUUCCUGCCCAGAUUAACACCACGACUGCAACGGUUACCUCAACUUCUUCAACAACAACGCUCCAAACCACCACGAUCACCAACACUACCACCACAAAACCUGGAAGUACCUCCACAACCAUCGCAGAGACAACUACAAGCCAAACGGCCCGGGAAGAGCAAGCAAAUGAGCUGCUGAAUCAAACACAGGAUGUGUCUCAACUGAACUCCUCUCAGGUGGCACAGUUGGUAAGGAAGUUAGAGAAGCUUAUAGACGGCCCCACAGUCUCUCAGGCAGUGGGACAGAAGGUGGUCAACAUAAUCAGCAACCUUAUGGAGGCAGACUCACUGGCCCUCUCUGCCUCUGCUAACAGUCUGGUUCAGCUGGUAGAUGAUCUGGGUCUUAAGCUGGUUGUCACUGGUGACAGAGAGAUCCUCUCUUCAGGUUCGCUGGUUCUGGCAGUGAGGACAGUCGAUGGGACCAACUUUCCAACAACUUCUGUUGACAUUUUCAACACAGAUAAUGUCCAGCUCCGUGCCCUCAGUCGAUCCCGGUCCAAGAGGUCAGGGUCUGCUCUGGGGUCUGUAUUUUUGCCCUCCUCCCUCACCACUGGGCUCAGUCCUGAGCAGCAGAAGCAGGCCAACAGGGUCCAGUUCACCUUCUACACCAAAGCUGCCCUCUUCAAGGAUGCAGCAUUAGAUAACAAAACCCUUGUCAGUCCAGUCCUGGCCGCCAGUGUGACCAAUCUGUCAAUAAGCAACCUGAGUGAGAACAUUCAGUUUACCAUCCAAAACAUCAACCCUAUAUAUGCAAACUACGCAGCCUCCUGUGCAUUUUGGGACUUUACUCUGAAUGGUGGUGGAGGAGGCUGGGGCUCUGCAGGCUGCUUUGUUGUCAAUUCCACACAGGAAGAAACAACCUGCAGCUGCAACCAUCUCACAUCCUUUGCAAUUCUGCUGGAUUUGUCCAGAGAGGGAAUAAUUGACCGUAAACAGGCGCAAAUUCUUACUUUCAUCACCUACAUCGGCUGUGGAAUCUCUGCCAUUUUCCUCGCUCUCACCUUACUGACAUAUCUUUUAUUUGAAAAACUGCUGCGGGAUAUUCCUGCAAAGAUCCUGGUCCAGCUCUGCCUAUCCCUCCUCCUCCUCAACCUGGUCUUCUUGCUGGACGGCUGGCUGGCACUCUACCCAGCGGUCGGGCUGUGCAUUAGCACCGCCUUCUUCCUGCACUACUUCCUGCUGACAUCGUUUACCUGGGCAGGGCUCGAGGCCCUGCACAUGUACCUGAGCAUCGUCCGGGUGUUCACUCCCUACCUCAGCAGAUACAUGCUCAAGUUCUCGCUGAUAGGCUGGGGCCUUCCGCUUCUCGUGGUGAUCAUUGUAAUAUCAGUGGACAAAAACAACUAUGGUCUGGUCACAUAUGGAAAAUAUACAGAUGGCACUUCAGAUGACUUCUGUUGGCUGCGUAAUGACAUUGCCUUCUAUGUGGGCGUGGUGGCCUACUUCCUCCUGAUCUUUGCCCUGUGCCUGCUGGUCUUCAUCGUGGUUAUGGUCCAGCUGUCCCGGAUCAAGAAGCAGAACCCCCAGAACCAGCCUCCCAACAGGGGAGUGAUGACAGAUCUACGCAGCAUCACUGGCCUCAUCAUCCUGCUUGGCCUCACUUGGGGGUUCUCCCUGUUUGCCUGGGGACCCCUCUACUUACCCUUUGUUUACCUUUUCACCAUAUUCAACUCUCUGCAAGGAUUCCUUGUCUUUGUUUUCCACUGUGCUGUGAAGGAGAAUGUCCGCAGGCAGUGGAGAACGUAUCUUUGCUGUGGGAGUCUGCGAUUGCCUGAGAACUCAGAUUGGAGUCGGACGGCCACCCAGAACAACAGAAAUAUGUCAGCUACCACAGCAACCACCUCAGCUCCCCACUUCACCUCCCGAAGCUCCUCCGUCAUCAGCAAUGUCACCAAUAGCAGCGGCUCUGUGUUUUGGGACAGCGGAAUAUAUGACGGAUCCAACAGCGACGCUCACCUCAACGAGAUUCACAGACAAAAUCUGUCACCGUAAGGCGAGGCCUGACAACUGUGUCAAGCAUCCAUUUGUGAUUACAAUAAUUAUCUACUCUGAGAGAGCCGAGAGGACACGGCCAGAGAUUAGUGAUCUCCUGCAGCCCGAGUAAACAGAGAAAAUAAUCACAGGAGUGAUUGCUCACGAAAAUCCUCAGUGUUGCACAAGAUGGUUUAAUUGGUGUAAUGAAGGACAGAAGAAGUGAGGCUGAAGUACCUGAUGAUUAUGAUUACUGCUUGAGUACAAGUGUGACUCGAUGCCUUUUCUACAUUAACAGUAGAAUAUAUUAACACAGAAAUAAUGUAAGAGACUUUGUUAGCAGUGGGAAGUGUACAUUAGGUGUGUUUGACUGAAAAAAAAAUUAUUUUACUGUUACAGCUGUGAUUCUGUGUUUGUGCAGACUAUAGCUUGUUUCAAAGCUUUUAGAAUUAUUACUGUAAACAAUGAAUAUGAUGGUAACAGUGUUUUUUUUUAUAUUAUGACAUGUUAAAGACAAAAAAUUGCAUUUAAUUAGUAGCCAAAAACAAACCGCUGUCAACAUUUUAUAGAUUUUUGUGAGGCUAUUUUUCUGUCUUUUGGCAUAUUUCCUUUUUUUACACAGACAUAAAUGGGAAAAUGAAAAUAUUUCCAGUGUGUUUACAAUGCUCCACUGACUAUUGCCUCUAUAUAUUUUCACUACGGAGUCCGAAUCCCAAAGCACUCUGGGCACUACCUUUAGUUGAGACAGGGUGCAUUGAAGGAAAAAAAAAAUUGCACACGCCAAAGCUCAACUGCUCAAUGUUAAUACAAAAUCGUUUUUGAGGGUGUAUUCCUCCUUUUAAUGUGAGAAAAUGCUUUAUUUCGCUACAGCACAGUGUUGAGAUUACACAGAGUUGUUAGAUUGUUCUUAUAUUUGAGAUUAUUUUGCGUAUAAUAUACAUGAUGUAUGGUCAUGCAGUGUGCUGGAGCAUGAUUAAGAGUGAGGACACAUUGUGCUAAAUGUCCUAGUGCAAGAUUAGUGCAUGCCAUGAAAGAGGAGAUAAUAAAACUUCUAAUCAUUA